Necator americanus (New World hookworm) is the source of this 612-nucleotide messenger RNA. RefSeq lists its product as uncharacterized. The record is from RefSeq and is a predicted model, not a curated record. The transcript is spliced from 7 exons. The coding region runs from base 1 to 612 and encodes 203 amino acids. NCBI's taxonomy places the organism in Eukaryota, Metazoa, Nematoda, Chromadorea, Rhabditida, Ancylostomatidae.
AUGAGAUCAUUCCUGCUGCUCUCUCUGGUCGUCGCCUGCGCCUGGGCAAGGUACGGAGUUCCACAGGCGCCGGCGCCGGUUCAGACUGCACCCGCGUAUGCAGCACCAGCACCUCAACCCUUAUAUGCACCACAACCUCUUGUGCUUCCUUACCGCCCUUUCCAUCAUCGCUGGAGCUCCUCAUCCAGCGAUUCUCGUGGACAUCGCCGACGACGUCCUCACAGAAGGACGACGAGGAAACCGAAACGAUACCAUAGUACUCCGAAUUACGACUGCAAACGAUGCAAACCAUUUACUAACUAUCCAGACAGCAACACAGUUUUCAAAUAUGCUACAACGAUGGACGGUUGUGCAUUCGCGUACGUUACGUGCCCUACGACGGAGUCAGAAGGUUACCUAAUCUUCGGCUACUCAUCAUUUGGAUGGGCAGAGGUGCUGGCACAAGGCGUUUACCUCGGAGGAACAGGACUCUAUUGCGACAGAAACAAUCAAUGGCAGGGUGUGACGUAUAACGGGACAACCAAACUUCCAAUUUACGAUGUGAAAUGUUCGAGAUAUACAAUAUCUGUGGAUUCAAAAUCGGUUUUUCCUGAGAAAAUGCUCAAGGCAUGA